This is a messenger RNA of Amaranthus tricolor (Joseph's coat), 1895 nucleotides long. RefSeq names its product NPL4-like protein 2. NCBI's taxonomy places the organism in Eukaryota, Viridiplantae, Streptophyta, Magnoliopsida, Caryophyllales, Amaranthaceae. The transcript has 4 exons. Gene Ontology annotation, cellular component: nucleus. Gene Ontology annotation, biological process: ubiquitin-dependent protein catabolic process. Gene Ontology annotation, molecular function: ubiquitin binding; ubiquitin protein ligase binding. The coding region runs from base 362 to 1624 and encodes 420 amino acids. The record is from RefSeq and is a predicted model, not a curated record.
AAAAAAAAGUGCAUACCCACAUUUCCCUCUCAUUUUUUCUCUUCUUCUUGGCUCUCUUCGUCUCCCUCUCUCACAAAAACAAAUUCAGCCACCACAACCGGCUAAUAGCCGCCAAACCGCAACCAGGCACCACAGCAACCUUUCGCCACAACUUCGCCGCCACCAGCCGCCAGUAGCAGGCCACAGCAGCCCCUGGCGCGUGCCUCCUUCUUUUCCCCCUGUUUUUAUGGAUCGUCUUUGAUGACCCUGCUUAUGUUGGUGUAUGAUCUUAUGUUGAGCAGUGGGGAUAUCAUAGAUUACAGUUGAUGAAGCUUCUUUGCAUUGCAUACGAGGGGAAUGAGCUGUUCAUUAAUCAAGCAAAAUGGUGGUGAUCAGAGUUCGUAGUCGUGAUGGUGUUGAGAGAGUUUCAAUUGAUAAUCCUAACAUAACAAUUGGUGAAUUGAAGACCCUAAUUGAGUCACAACUUCGGGUCCCUAUAUCUAAUCAAACCCUCUCUCUUCAGCAAAACCUCUUGUUAGCUAAGAGCCCAGCUGAACGAUCUCAAUUUUUGGACAUGGCUAAUCCCUCAAUUCCAAUCUCUUCCCUGAAAAUAGGCCAUGGCUCCCUCAUCUUCCUAUCAUAUGAUGGAGAACGUGAAAUUGUUUUACCUGCCCGUAGACCUAGUAUUACUCCUGCUGGAUCUUUUGGAAAAAAGAUGACCAUGGACGACCUGAUUGCUAAGCAAAUGCGUGUAACUCGCCAAGAAAAUCCGCAUUGCGAGCUUGUGUCAUUUGAUAGAGAUGCUGCUAAUGCAUUCCAGCAUUAUGUGAACGAUUCACUCGCAUUUGCUGUGAAAAGAGGAGGGUUUAUGUAUGGGACUGUUUCUGAGGAGGGGAAGGUAGAGGUCGACUUCAUCUAUGAGCCACCGCAAAUGGGACAAGAAGAGAGAUUGGUCCUUAUGAGGGAUAGCGAGGAGGAGAAACUUGUUGAUGCCAUUGCAAAUGGGUUGGGUAUGCGAAAAGUUGGUUUUAUUUUUACUCAGGCUGUUGGACAGGACCAGAAGGGUUACACAAUGUCCUACUUGGAGGUGGCCCAAGCUUCUGAGUUGCAUGCUGAAAGUGGGUUGAAGGAGUGGGUGACUGCAUUGGUGAAGCUCAAGGUCAAUGAUGAUGGUGGGGCUGAUGUGCAUUUUGAGGCGUUUCAGAUGAGUGAUAUGUGUAUCCGUCUUUUUAAAGAGAACUGGUUUGAUUUGGAAAGUAUUAAGGAGGGGGAAAUUGUUGAUCCUAAGGUGUCCCGGAUGAAGAAGGAGGUAGUUGUUGGUGGAAAGGAUGUCAAAGAGGUUGACAAUGACUUCUUUUUGGUUGUGGUUAAGAUCUUCGAUCACCAGGGCCCACUUUCAUCAACAUUCCCUAUCGAGAACAGGAAUUUUCCGGUUACAACAAAGGCAUUGAAGACCCAUCUUGAGCGAACAAAGUCUCAACCGUUUGUGAAGAGAAUUUCUGAUUUCCAUCUGCUACUCACACUAGCCAGGUUUCUGGAUGUGAAUGCUGAUAUCCCGGCAUUAGCUGCUUGUGUACGCUCUGAGACAGCUGUACCAGAAGGAUACCAGCUUUUGAUAGAGUCCAUAGCAAAUUCGGGUGUGUGAUUACUCUGCCAACUUGAGUAAGUUGCUUGAUUCCGUGGCACAAAUAGUGUGUUGUUUUGAUGACGGUUCAUGUGAUUUUGCUUGCAUGAGCAGUUUAUUUAAGCUGUCAAGCAGUUACAUGAUACAGAAUAGUUUCGGUUUUUGCUACUACUAAAUUGAUAAUGAUGUACUGAAACCGAUCGAUGUUCCUGCGCUGAUGUCUCUCAUUCAGUGCAUAGUGCAAUGUUUAUAACUCUUUAAAAUUGAGUAGAAUUUCACUCAAAUUACAGAA